AAACACAUAACAAUUCUCCAAAUGUCCUAUUAAUCUUUGAUGUAGUACGACAUUUGAUAAUGAAAUAUGAAUAACUUAGCGAUCACACUGUUGCCAUGGUAACUGAAGCAACUAGCUUGCUAGCCUCGCCGUCGUAAACGGCUCAGCGUUCUGAGGAAACUAGAUGCGUCCUCUUCAAUAGUAAAUAUUUUUUGAAACAGUUCUUCUUUUUCAUUUAAAAUAACGCUGCUUAACGGACGGUCUACAUUUAAACGAAAAUGUAACGUUAGGAUUUAUUUUUAGAGGAUGAAUGAGACGUGUGAGGUGAUCAGUACCUGAACCUCAGGUAGACUCCGAUCGGCUGAGGGAAAUGCGCUGUGGCCAUGAAGAAAAUAUUUAACUUCAAGAAAAAGAAGGGCUCUCCUAGCCAGUCUGAGACAGGGAGCGUGCUUUCAGCCAGCUAUGAUGUGAAGGAGAAAGACCUCGGAAAGGUACAUAAGGCUGCGUGCAGUGGAGAUGUGGCCAAACUCAGACAGCUGGCCAAAAAGAACGAUUUAAACCAGCUGGACAAAGAAAACAGAACUGCCCUACACAUCGCUUGUGCCUGCGGACACACAGAUGUGGUUCAGUUCUUAGUGGACAACAAAGUGAAACUAAACUUAUGUGACAAUCAGAACCGCUCCGCCUUAAUGAAGGCGGUUCAAUGUGAGCAUGACCGCUGCGUGUCUUUGCUCCUGGAACAUGAAGCUGACCCAAACCUGGUGGACAUCAAUGGAAACACAGCACUGCACCUGGCCGCCCGCAUCCCUUCCCUGCCUGUGGCCAUGCAGCUGUUGGAGCACGCGGCCAACAUCAACGCCCAGAACAAGGAUGGAAACACUCCAUUGAUGCUGGCUGUGAUGGACAAUCAUGCGGACAUGGCGGAGCUUCUUCUGAAAGAAGGAACAGAUGUCAAUGUGAAGAACCAAGAGCAGCGGUCUGUGUUGAUGAUAGCAGCAUGCAAUGGUCAGAUCAGCAUGGUGCGUUUGCUCCUCCAGUACGAUGCUGACAUCACAGCGAAGGACAAUAGAGGAUGGUCGUCUGAUGAUUAUGCUGUCAUGAACGGACACCACGCCUGUUCUCAUCUGAUCAUUGAGCACGGAACCAAGAGAAAAUCUCUGCAGUCUCCUUCCCAUUUUACUGCCGGUAAACAGCGAGGAACGUCCAUUCUGGGCAGCCCCGGCAGUGUUGGGGCUGGUUUGCAUCUGGGAGGACCAGCUCUGGAUAAAGAUGCAGCAGGAGGCAGUGUUGCAGGUGCAGGGAAAGAUACAGAGGACAUUUCCCACACAGACUCCAUUAGUAGGGCAUCAAAAAGUGGAGCUGCAGUCUCGUGGCCUUCAUCAGAUGAUGAUCAGGAGUUAGACUUUAGCCCGAAGAAACAGAAAGUAAACCUGAAGAAACUCAUACGUGCCUCCAAAAAAGAGAAGAUAGUGGACAUAGCGAAUCGAGAUCCAGACAAAUCCUGGAGCGGAUCAGAGUCAGAGAGUGAGGGGAAAGCUGCAAAAUAUCCACCGCUGCCCCGACCCCUCCCCUCCCGCAGCACCUCCGCCCAACUCCCUGUAGCACCCUCACCUGCUUCUUUACCCCACCCAUCCCAGAUGAGCACCGGCCCCUUCAGCAACACUUAUAAGGAGGAAUCAGUCACAGAUGAUGAAGAGGAGGAGGAGGAGGACGCAGAAGAAGAAGAGGAGGAGGACGCAGAAGAAGAGGAGGAUGAGAAGAAAGAACUGGAGGAACUGUGUAAUAAGCCUCAAAACGGUGAAGCCACCAAAGAAAAACAAAGAGAUUUCCUUUCAGAGUUGGGUCUUGAGAAGGACGACGAACACAAUGACUCUCCCUGGGACUCCGAGUCUGCUUCUGAGAGCCCAACAAAGAAGCAUGCUCCUGCCAAACCACACCGAUCCAUGUCCGAUGUGUGUGAGGAGAACCCUGAAGACUUCUUAUACGUUCCCUCCUUUGUAAAGCGAGAGAGGAAUGUUAAUUUAUUUGGAAGUGUAGACCAGCCAGGAGGCUGCAGGACUGUGGUUGUUAGAAAUGAAGAAGAUGAUGAAGAAGAUGAUGAGGAAGAAAAGGAGUUGGAAAUACCGCCUAAAGUGAUAAAAAGGGAGCCAGUGUCUGUUCUCAACAAGCUGAUGGACACAAGAGAAGCUGCUAAGAAAACAGAUCUAAUGGAAGAACUGGGUUUGGGGGAUGCUGAUGAUCUUGAAGCACAUCGCCCUUCAGAUGCUUCAGACUGGGACUCUGCCAGCACUGCCAGUAAGGCCAGUAAGAAUUUUCCCGUAUUUAAGCUGGAGGAGGAACCUGUAUGUGACGACCCGCCAGCCCCCGCGAAACCCAUCACGCCCCAGGAGCGAGACAUGGACAUAAGAGAACUUAAAGACAUGCAUCCGGAGAGAUUCAAACCCUCAACCACACCGCCUCUUCCCAGCCCACGAUCUCUCAACACAGAUGCCAGCUCGAAGCCAAGCCCACUGCCACGACUCCGCCUGGACUCAAAUCAAAGGCCGGAGAGUGAAGAAUCUGACUGGGAUACAGACAUCUCCAGUCCAGCCAAGAUAACACUGCCAAACAUCACACAGUCUGACACAGCUCUUCGACAGGAACCCAAAGCAGAAGAUGAUGAAAGUGACAGCAACUUAGAUGCUAGCGAACAGGAAGAUCAGGCCAGACAGACUUUACCAGCAUCUUGUGUAGAUGUAUGUAGCCCGUAUAACCGUGAUCCCUCGGAUCUCCGAGCCUCUCCUGAGGAGGAGGAGAGGAUAAACGCUAGUGACACUCCCUGGGAAGAACGAUACGAGAAGAUCUGGGUGGAGAGUGAAAAGAAGGAGACCAAAUCCCAAUAUAAAAAUGUGACAGCUGAACUGAAAGAGAGAUUUGGAGAACUGGAGCCUGCUGAUCUUUUGGAGAAGGAUGGGGAAGACGGAAAAGAAGCUAAGGGAGAGGAAGAGGUGGACACUACCGACGAAAAGGAAGCUGAUGUUGAAGAUUCCAGCGAGGAAGAGGACGAGCCGAUAGUGCGUCCCACAGCUCGGGCGAGAAGUGCCGUACUUUUGCCAAUUCCUGAGCAGAGGGAGUCUGGCCUGGAAGACUCGCAGUCUGAAGAACCUCCGGAAGGUGUCCAACGAGCCGUGAGUGUUGAGAUCAGUGACGCAGACCGUCAUCAGGACAACCUUUCCAAUGAUCAGCAUCAUCCUACCAUCAGCCGAGACAACCGAGUGGACACUUCCUCUGAUGAAGAUGAUGGAGAUUUGUCUGUAGGUAGUGGAACCAAAGCAAGAGCCAAAAAGUGUCCAUCAAAACCAGAAAACAUUAAUGCUGAAAAAGCAGAUGAGUGCCAUAGAACCCAACGGCUAGAUGCUAUUGAGCCGGACAUCCCACCUAACAUUCUGAACAUGCCCUCUUCUGACUCUGAUGAGGUUGAGGAGGGCCUGUGGAAGUCCAGAUAUGAGGUGGGUAAGGAGAAGGCGGAUGAUAUGAGAGGAGAACAUCAGAUCAUUGGUUUGUGGGAUACUGGAGGAUCCAGAGAACGAGAUGAACUUGAUCGAGGAAAAGGAAAGAAAACCGACACCAACUCUGGCAACCCAAAACCUCAGGACAGAACCGCUGGUGACAGAAAACAGGGUAGUGUUUCACCAAGACACCUGACAAGAAGUUCAAGAAGCAGUAACAGGGCUCCGUCACAUGGUGAGGAAGAGGAGGAAAAGAGAAUGUUAGAUAGCCAAGCCAGAAACCACCGUGUAGCUCCCCCCGCUCAGGCCGACCCCUCCCGACCUACGACCUGCCAUAACGGAGACCUUGAGUCUGUCUUUGAUGAUAGUACUUUAAGUGAGCUGUCAGAGGAGGACAGGAGAUCUCCAUCUUCAAGGCGUAGGAAAGAGCAGACUGCUGGAGAGCUGGAGAUGGCCGAUGACUUUGAAGAUCUCACCCAGUCUUCAGACACAGCCACUGAGGAUCUGGAGACGCCAGUAUCUGGAUACCGUAACGCCUCUCUGCUCUUCAAACAGCUCGACUCGAGCUAUCUGGAUUCAGUGAGCAUCGUGAAACUACAGAACAUGUUUCACGAGUAUGAGCGCACCAUCCAGAGAGAGCGAGACAGACACGGCCGUCUGGCGGAAAAGACGUCACAGCUGGAGCAAGAACGCGGUGAGCUCAGGACUCUGCUGGAUGAGAUGAGAAGCAGCAAAUCCAGCCUGGAACAUCUCAAACUGGAGCUGGAGACCGACAUGAACAACCUCAAGUUCCUGCUGAGACAGGAGCAGGAAAAACAUCAGAGCGCUCUGAUGCUUUACAAUAAAACCCGCGAGCAGCUCCAGAGGAAGGAGGAGCAGCAGCAAGCCGAAGCCGAGGAGCGACACAAAGCCGAGCUGAAGGUCCGGAGUCUGGAACUGGAGAUCAGAGCUUUGAAAAACAGCAUCAAACAGCUGGAGGAGGACGGAGAUGAGUCUCAGCGUCUCCUGUCUCAUGAACGCAGCGCUCGCACCCUGCAGGAGGAGUUACUCAAUAACCACCUGCGCAAGCAGCAGGACAUCGAGGAGGAAAACCUCCGAAACCUCAACAAGAGUAAUGAGGCCGUGUCCCAACUGACGGAGGCUUCGGACCGCGAGCGUGAGCUGCUGCAGCAGAACCGAACCCUUCAGGACGAUCUGAACGGCGCUCGGUCCGAGCUGGACCGCUGUCAGUCCAACAGCCGGCAGGAGGAGUCUCGGCUGGCCGAGGAGAGAGACGCCCUGCGCGAGAGAUUGGAGGAUACUCGCAGGGACCUGAAACUGAGCGAGGAGGCUUUAGCCCAGACGGUUUUCCAGUAUAACGGUCAGCUGAGCGCUCUCAAGGCCGAAGGCUCGGUGAUCAGCACCAAACUGGAGCACGAGAGACAAACCAGGCAGCAGCUGGAGGCAGAGGCUGAGGCGAGCAGGGCCCGACUGCAGGGGGCACUGCAGGAGGCCGAAAGAUGUCAGGCCUCGCGCGCAGACGCAGAGCGCACCCUCCAGCGAGACCGCGAGGAACACCAGCGUGCUCAGGAGAAACACAUCUUUGGGUCCAACGCCCAGCGUGACACCAUCCAAUCCCUCUCCCAGAAACUCAGCAAAGCAGAGGCGCGUGCCAACAGCCUGGAGAACGAGUGUCAUCGCAGCUCUCUGGCCGUCACCGAGAAGGGCGUGCUGCUGGAGGCGCUGGCCCGAGAGAGAGACCAAGCCCAGGCCAAACUCAAAGAACUGGAGGCAGCGUUACUGAGCGAACGCGAGCAGGCCAGUCGCGCCGCGGCCAAACAGGAAGCUGUGCAGGAGAGGCUGGCCCAGACUCAGAGCGAGAGCGCGCUGCUGCGUCAGAAGCUGGAGGAGGCGUUCAACAAGGGCUCGGCGAAAGACAAGGUCGUGACGGACGUCCAGCACAACUUCGCCGAGAUGCUGAACCAGUUACGGGCGGACGGAGAGGAGAGAGUUCAUCUGGUGGAGGAGAGAAGCAAAGAGCUGGCCAGAACCAAUGGAGAGCUGCGAGAGCAGAACUAUAAACUAGAACAGGAGAAGAGCGAGAGAGAGGCGUCUCUAAGACAGCUUCAGCAGGAACUAGCCGACUGUCUGAAGAAGCUCUCCAUGUGCGAGGCCUCGCUGGAGGUCAACACGCGGUACCGCAACGACCUGGAAGAGGAGAAGACGCGCACCCUGAAAGAACUGGACAGACUAAAGGGGAAGCUUCAGGAGACCGAAGAGCUUCACGUCCAGGCUGAGAGACGCAUCAGUCACCUGAAAAACACUUUAGACGAGAAAGAGCGUGAGGUGUAUAACACCGCCCAGAAACUAGAGGAGGCGCUGGCUGCGUCUGCCAGCAAAGAGCAAACGCUUAAACAGCUGGAAGAGGCCAUGCAGAGGUUGGAGAUUGAGAACGCCAGACUGGAGGCCGCAGUGAAACAGCAGACCGGCCGCGUGGAGGUUCUGCAGAAGAGCGCUCAGGAGGGAGCUGCGCUGUCAGAUUCAUCGCCUGGAGACGGGGUCAGAAAUCGCUUGGAGGAUCUCGUGACAAACCUGCAGAGCAGUAAAAUGACACUAGAAGAUCAGCUCAACCGUGAGUCCUCUGCUCAGGUGCAAAAGCAGAGUCUGCUGUCCCAUAAUGCCCAGGACUCACAGGCUCUGUGGGAGGAGGAGCUAAAGAGCCGCUCACGGCUGGGACUCCGCCUCUCCGAGCUGGAAAAGGAGAAAGGAGAACUGACCAAUCAGGUGGAACUCGAGAAGAAAAAAGGCAAGAAGCUGACCGAUCAGAAGAAGUCAGUGGACACCCGCCUGGAGCAGGAGAUGCAGAGAAACACUGAGCUUCAGAAAGAAAUGUACAGGUUGAAGACUCUAGUGAAGAGCGCAAAGAAACAGCUGCGGGAACAGGGCGGUGGACAUCUGGACUCUCCUCUGGGCAGCUUCAGAGGAGACAUGAGUCACAGGCUGGAGGCGGAGACUGCGCUAAGUAGAAUGAAGACUAAGGUGGACGAGCUUCACUCUCAGUGCCAGCAGGAGGCGUCACGCUGCUCCCGAGUGGAGGAGGCCAACCGGCAGCUGAAGGAAAAGCUGGCCUCCGUGAAGACUCUGAGCCGGAGCCACGAUCAGCUGGAGUGCAGUAACAGGCAGCUGGAGGAUGAGGUGGCCGGUCUGCGCAGACAGCUGCAGGCCGGUGUGAUGGACCAAAGUCAGGCCGAACAGUACCGCAGGGAGACGGAGGAAAGAGCCCGGCAGGAGAUCAGACACAAGCUGGAGGAGGUCAACCUCUUCCUGCAGACGCAGGCCGCGUCUCAGGAGGCUCUGGAGCAGAUGAAAGCUGCUAACGAAGCGAGUCAGCGUGCCAACCUAGAGCAGCGUAUCCGGGAUCUGGAGGCGGAUCUGAGCCGCGCGCGCAGCGUACAGCAGGACAGCUCGCUGCAGAGAGACUCCAGCCGCACCGAGCUAGAGCGCUACAAACAACUGUACACAGAAGAGCUGCGGCUCAGGAAGAGUUUCGCCUCUAAACUAGAGCGAUCGAAUGAGAGGCUAGCAGAGGCUAACGCUAAACUCCUGAGCGAGAGACAGCGCAGUAAAUCUCUGCUCACAGGCAGUAUCGUCAACGGCGGAUUAGGAGGUCCCGCUCUGGAUGUGGGGGCGUACGGGUCAUCUCUAGGACCGCUGAACAGAAGUCUGGGUACCUCUCUGCUGGGUACGGUAGGAGAAGCCCAGAGCAACCGCGUAGAGGCCUACCUGGCAAAGAUGCAAAAAGAGCUUGAGAAAAACAUAUCAAAGGAGUUGGACUACGUUGCAGGAGAGUUGGAGGGAGGUUCUGCCCGUAUGUCACCCGUGGGCUCGGCAUCGGGCUCUCAGAAUCUCAAUCUGACCCUGGAACAGCCGGACCCCGUGAGCAAAGCCACUCAACAGUACCUGGAGGUGCUCAAGAAGAACUACAUGAUCUGA
Messenger RNA from Triplophysa rosa, 7439 nucleotides. It is a transcript of the gene aard, whose product is annotated as ankyrin repeat domain-containing protein 26. The transcript has 46 exons. NCBI's taxonomy places the organism in Eukaryota, Metazoa, Chordata, Actinopteri, Cypriniformes, Nemacheilidae. Gene Ontology annotation, molecular function: protein binding. The coding region runs from base 363 to 7439 and encodes 2358 amino acids. The record is from RefSeq and is a predicted model, not a curated record.